Monopterus albus (swamp eel) is the source of this 806-nucleotide messenger RNA. It is a transcript of the gene dtymk, whose product is annotated as deoxythymidylate kinase (thymidylate kinase). Gene Ontology annotation, cellular component: cytosol; nucleus; cytoplasm. Gene Ontology annotation, molecular function: ATP binding; dTMP kinase activity; nucleoside diphosphate kinase activity. NCBI's taxonomy places the organism in Eukaryota, Metazoa, Chordata, Actinopteri, Synbranchiformes, Synbranchidae. The transcript has 5 exons. Gene Ontology annotation, biological process: dTDP biosynthetic process; dUDP biosynthetic process; dTTP biosynthetic process. The coding region runs from base 27 to 710 and encodes 227 amino acids. The record is from RefSeq and is a predicted model, not a curated record.
CCGUCAGUGUACAGGCUGCUGCUGUAAUGGCGGGUAAAAGAGGAGCUCUCAUCGUGCUGGAGGGUAUGGACAGAGCCGGGAAAACGACACAGUGCAAGAAACUGGUUCAGGCUUUACAACAGAGCAACCGACCCGCAGAUCUGAUCACAUUCCCCGACAGGACCACACCAAUUGGGCAGCAGAUCAGCGCCUAUUUGAAGAGCGACACAGAUUUUGAGGACCACGCCGUGCAUCUGCUGUUUUCUGCAAACCGCUGGGAAAUGCAUAAUGAAGUUAUUCUGACCCACAGACCUUUGAUGAAAAGGAAGUUGGAGCAAGGAGUCACUCUGGUUGUGGACAGGUACGCCUUCUCUGGAGUUGCUUUCAGCAGUGCAAAACAAGGUUUCAGUAUGGACUGGUGCAGGAACCCUGAGGUGGGACUGCCAAAGCCAGACCUUGUUCUCUAUCUACAGCUCAGCCCUGCUGAGGCUGCUCUCAGAGGUCAGUUUGGAGAUGAAAGGUAUGAGACCAGUGCUUUCCAAAAAGCAGUUAAACAGAAUUUUGAACAGCUGUUGAAGGAUUCUUCAGUGAACUGGCAGGUAAUCGAUGCUUCUCAGAGUGUUGAGGAUGUGCACAAGGACAUCACAGACCGCAGCCAUAAAGCCAUCAUCAGAGCUCAGAGUCUGCCACUUGGAGAGCUUUGGAAGGAAAACUUGAACCAGUCUGGGUGAAACAGCCAUUUUAUGGAAUGAGAUUUAGUUUUGUGUAGUAACUAAAUCACUCUUUUAUACUUUAAAUAUCACAAUUAAAUUUGUAUAACUUUCAAA